Messenger RNA from Momordica charantia (bitter melon), 882 nucleotides. NCBI's taxonomy places the organism in Eukaryota, Viridiplantae, Streptophyta, Magnoliopsida, Cucurbitales, Cucurbitaceae. The record is from RefSeq and is a predicted model, not a curated record.
GGAAUUUUUUAUUUUCCUUCUCUGUGGCUGAUCUUCCGCCUCGCCCUCUCCUAUUCAGGCCCCAAUGGAUGCUCGGAAGGAGAACGGGUGGAGAUCAGUUCCAGAAUUUGGGGGGUGGGAUCACAAUGCCCCAGGAGCAAGCAAUUAUUCUGUGGUGUUUACUCAAGCUCGUGCCAACAGGAAACAGCAGAAGACUGACUUAACUGAGUUCAAAAGAAGCAGCCUAGGGAACGAAAGGGAGUUAAUGGCGGCUGCAGGUCAUCAACAAAAACAUCGCCACCAACACCGCCACCGCCAUGAACAUCAAAACCAACACCGCCGCCAUCACCACCACCAACAUCAUCAUCAAGCAGCAGCAGAUGACUCUAUUGCAGUAAGUACUUUCAUCAGCAUUACUUUAGUCUCAGAAUCAGAUCUCCAACUGCCUAAUCAAAAUCUCUAACUAAACAAAUCAAAUCCAAAUUGAACCAAAAAAAAAGAGAGAGAGAGAGAUGUUUGAAUACAGUAGCUAAAGAAAGCUUGUGUAGAACAUAGUACCUGUUGGAUUCUGAGGCUGAGGAAUACCUGAACAAAUCAACUUUGAAGUAAUAAGAUUAGAAACUGAUUUAUCUAUCCAUGAUGGUGACAGCUUCGUUUAUAACCUUGUAUGCAAUUACUUUUUCCAAGUUUAGCCACAGCUAGAAUUUUGAAGUAAUACAAUUGUCUAAAAUUUAAGACUAUGAUUACUGACUGUUGUCUUCUUACAUCAUACAAUGAACACAAGGAUAUUUCAUAACUGUAAUAGAAUUUAUAACAGCAGGGUAUCCACGAUCAUUUCAAUGUGAAUUCUAUACUUACCUAAAAACUCAUCGUAAUAAAAAUCUUACAAUACAGAAUAAGAAA